CUUCGUUGUACCCUGUCCUUUUACCUCCAUCAGAAUUGUGACGGCUUUAUAUUUUCCAUGACAUUCGAGAAGCCAUCAACCCAAAUCCAGGUGUAGGACUCUCAGCCAGCUUCCCCAGCGCACUCGUGUACUGAAGAACAUCAAAUAUGGCUGAAGGCCUGGGUAUCGCAGCAAGCAUAAUUGAAAUAUUCCGGUUCGGGAAAUCAAUAUAUGAUCGUCUUGCUCAGUACCGCGACGUUGUUGGAAAUUUACCUGAAGCAUUUGCUCAUGUUCAGAAUCGUUUAGGCAUCUUACUUGAUGUUCUGGAAACGACGCGCCUGGCCGCUGAGGCUGGCGCUCUGCCAAGUAGGGCGGUGAGGGCACUGAAUCCUGUCAUGAGAGGUUGCAAGGAGAAGAUUGUGGAUCUCGAAACCAUCAUGAACAAAUUGCUUCCGCGAGAAGAAAUGAGUGGCUUGCAAAAGAGUUGGAUAGCUGUUAAGAGUCUCAAAUACGAUAAGAGGAUACAGCAGAUUACAAAGGUCAUUGGCGAAUACGAGAGUAGCUUGACUUUGCAUGCAGCGAGCGCUAAGUAUCAAGAAUUGGAAGCGCGUCCUCGUCCGAAACCAGCGUCGACUGUGCCAUUUCGCCAAGAUCACAAUUUUGUAGAACGCGAAAGUCUCCUCUCCGUCCUCGAAGAACGCUGUCCAAAACCUGCCGCAAGAGUCGCUUUGGUAGGCCUUGGUGGCGUUGGAAAGUCACAAUUAGCUGUCGAGUAUUCUUACAGGUUCCGUGCACGAUAUCCUGAGAGAUGGGUUUUCUGGGUCCACGCUGGAAGCACCUCGAAUAUCGAGCAAGGAUUCGCGACACUUGCGGAAAAAGCAAGCAUACCGGCUUGGGAUCCAACAGACAGGAACAGAUUCAGCGUUAUUACAAAGUGGCUUGCUGAUGAAGCCAAUGGAAGUUGGCUAAUUAUCAUUGAUAAUGCAGAUGAUCUGGGAGUUUUUUCACGACAGGCGGAGCCAUCAAACAAAAAGAAGAAGAAAAAUCAAUUGCCGAGCGGUCUACCUAUCGACGACCUCCUUCAGCUCUUCCCGGAAUCCCCAAAUGGGUCAUAUUUAUUUACCUCCAGGAGUAAAGAAACUGCCUAUCGCUUGACGGGCGAUCACAAUGACAUUCUGGAUGUUGAGCCGAUGAGUGAACAGGAGGCAGUGAUAUUACUACACAAAAGAGUUACCGGGAUCGUCAGUCAAGAGGAUGCCUCCAAUUUGGUCGCAGCAGUCGAUUAUAUGCCACUUGCAAUUACGCAAGCCGCUGUGUACAUUAACGAAAACCAGCCAAGAGUGACUGUCAAAAAGUACCUUGAUGCGCUUAAACAAGGUGAUCAUAUCCGUACAAAACUGUUAGAAGAAAGUAUUUAUGAUGCGCGCAGGGACGGUCAACGGUCCAACUCCAUAAUUGUAACUUGGCAUAUCAGUUUCCAGUGCAUAAUGGGGAAGAGGAAAAGUGCUGCUCGACUGCUUGGUCUCAUGGCUCUUUUUGAUAGGAACGAUAUCCCAGAAAUAUUGCUGCACGGUCAGUAUGCACAGGAGGAUGGUACAACAAAUGCUCGCCAGCAAAGAUUGUUGCAGCUGGCGAAUUAUAUGCAAGAUCGAAACGCUCCACGGAAUUCAAAGCGGCACCCAGAGGCAGACGAUUUUCAAAAAGACUGGAACAUUUUGACGAGGUUCUCUUUAAUCACUACAAAUCUUGAAGGCGAUCAUUUUGCAAUGCAUAACCUGGUGCAGUAUUCGAUGAGGACGUGGCUGCAUAUCCAUGGAGAGCUAUCGCACUGGGUGGAUAGACACCUUCGGCUAAUGGAAAUGAGUUACCCGACUAUACCUGACCAUACGUCAGAGCUGUGUCUGAGGUGGCUUCCACAUGCUAGUGCAGCCCUCUCCCACGAAGUUUCAAACAAGAAAAUGCUGGAAAUCUGGGCUAGCUUGACCGAAAAGAUCGCUGAGUACAUGAGCACUGUCAUUGGUGCGGGGGCGGACACUGAGGCCUUACUGAGUUUAGCUGUGAAGGCAUACGACUCCUCUUUAGGACCGAACCAUGAUCGCAGUCUCGCCUGUUCUGAGUCUCUAGGCUUCUUUCUAGCUACUCAUAGACGAUGUGAGAAGGCCGAGGUGUUCAGGAGGAAAGUUCUGCUUGCGAGAGAGAAAAAGUACGGGCGCAAGAGCAAGAAAUUGUUGUUCAGCCUAGACUCGUUGCAAGAAACUUUGGAAGUGUUGAAGAAACAUGAUGAAGCGGGGGAGUUAUUUCACAGAGCUGUGACAAUUCGACUAAAGGCGUUCGGUGGCAGUCACCACGAAACACAGCGAUCAUUGAACCAACGCGGUGUUGAGCUGCUAUCGGAAGGCUAUUACGAAGAAGCAGAGGGUGUUUGGCGGCAGGCUUUCGAACUCAGACAGCAUGAUCAUUCCGCAGCAGAGAAAUACGAUCCGCGAUGGGCUCAACAACUGCACGCUUUAGGUGGAAGAGUAGGCAUAUUUAGGGACAAUUGGGCUAAACAAGAAAAGAUCAUGCUGGAAGCAUAUGAGUAUAACAGCCGAUUCUUAGAAAAGCAUCACCACACAAUGAUUCGAAAUGUUGAGGAAAUUGCCGUCGCUCUCGUGCAGCAGCAAAAGUACGAAGAAGCUGUCCCUUGGUUUAGAAAGGCUCUUGAGGCGCAUGCAGCGGCCUCGAACGAGAAGACAGAAGAUGCUCUUUUGACAGUGCACCAGCUUUCAUUGGUUUUUCUAGAACUAAAUAGACUAGACGAAGCAUUAACCAUGGCCCAAGAGCUAGUCAAGGCAAGAGAAACAUCGACAGGAGGAAACUUGGCAGAUUUGGCCGGUGCAAGGCAUGGUCUAGCCAAUAUAAUGCACAAAAAGGGGCUAUUCGACGAGGCCGGACAACUUUAUGAGCAAGCUCACAUAACUCUUGUCCAGGAAAUGGGAGAUAAUCAUGAUAGAACAAAAGAUGUUCUGGCUGAUUGGACUAGACUUAGGAAGGACAUGGAAACCCGUGUACAGGGCGGCGAUGGCGAAGCUUCGAAUAGUCUUACCUCCCAAUGGGAAAGAUGGGGCAGUCCAUAUACUCCGGACAGGCGAAUAGUCAAAUAGAUGGGUAGGCGCCUUGCAUGUAUUUGUCCAUUUCUUACCCUAGACUUCUCUUAUCGGUAUGCCAACCCAACCGGCAUCAAGAUUGGCGCAAUUCCCAAUUCAGAAAGUCGGCUCUACUUCUUCAAAUUCUCAUAAAACUCUCCACCAAUGGUCC
Molecule: messenger RNA, 3276 nt
Organism: Aaosphaeria arxii CBS 175.79
Lineage: Eukaryota; Fungi; Ascomycota; Dothideomycetes; Pleosporales
Exons: 3
Coding region: 147-3122 (991 amino acids)
Molecular function (GO): protein binding
Source: RefSeq, a predicted model, not a curated record